UGGCUCUGCCCACUAUGACUCAUUUGUUCACAUUGGAAACGACAGGCUGUGGUCUAUCUUGGUUUCACUGAUAAAGUAUUUGACUUCAUCGUCACAACAUAUGUUUCCGACUUGUUCCCAACGAGAAACUGCUGCACCGAUCUGAGGUGCAAGUUGAGUCUAUUCGCAGGAAUGGGAAAUUCAACCACCUGUAGUAACCAUCUGGGGAUCCCCCCAGCAAAAGGGCCCAAUGCCGUGGGAUGUUCAGAUUUCAUGAUGGAUCAUACUGUAAAGGGUACCUUCUUUCGGCUAUACUAUCCAUGUGUAGCAUCCGAGGAUGCGGAAAAACCAGACUGGAUCCCAAGCAAAGAAUAUUUCUAUGGGCUUGCAGACUUCAUGAACAUCAACAGAGGCCUGAGUGAACUGAUUUUUAAUUACCUCUUUGGAUCUUUUAAGAUACCUGCUGCCAUGAAUGCCCCAUAUAAACAGAAUGGGAAGUGUCCAGUAGUUGUCUUCUCUCAUGGACUUGGAGCUUUCAGAACUUUAUAUUCAGCCAUAUGCGCAGAACUGGCCUCACAGGGUUUCAUAGUAGCAGCAGUGGAACACAGGGAUGAAUCUGCCGCUGCCACAUUCUUCUACCAUGGAAAGACUGAAGAGCCUGAGGAGAAGGAAGAGGAGUCGCUGCCGCCUAAACCCAACCCCGGGGCCCCAGAGAACCUGCUAGAGGAAUGGAUGUACUACAGAUCUCUGAAACCAGGCGAGAGUGAAUUCCCCCUCAGGAAUAAACAGGUAUUACAGAGAGCCGAUGAAUGCAUAAAGGCUUUGGAUAUACUCAUCAAAAUCAACUCGGGAAAGAAGAUGGAGAACGUGCUCGGGACAGAGUUUGACUGGAUGACUUUGGCGAACUCUAUGGACUUGUGCCGGAUAGCAGUGAUGGGCCAUUCUUUCGGUGGGGCAACAGUGAUCGAAGCCCUCUGCAAUGAGGUCAACUUCAAGUGUGGCAUUGCCCUGGAUGCAUGGAUGUUCCCCCUGGAUGAGGAGAUCUACACCAGGGUAAAGCAGCCCAUCUUCUUCAUCAACUCUGAGAAGUUCCAGUGGGCCGGGAACAUCAUGGCCAUGAGGAAACUGGUCCCACCUGACUCCUCCUCCACACAGAGGAAAAUGGUCACCAUUAAGGGAACGGUUCACCAGAGCUUCCCAGACUUCACCUUCCUGACAGGCAAUUGGAUCGGGAAGAUCCUGAAGCUGAAAGGAGAAAUCAACCCUCAGGUUGCCAUCGAUCUCUGUAAUAAAGCAUCGCUAGCAUUCCUGCAGCGACAUCUAGGUAUGGAUAAAGACUUCAAUCAAUGGGACCAUCUAAUAGAGGGCAAGGACGACAACCUCAUUCCAGGCACCAAUGUCACAGAACUACCUUAGUUCAAUUCCAUCUAAACUAUGCACUUUACACAGAGGGGAUGUUUGAUUUCCAGACAAUACCACUAGCUGAACUUAAGGUGCCAAUAUGUGUUGCACUGAGCCUUGCAACUGUUUAAUCAUAGACUAAAUGUAAAAUAGAUGCAAAGCAAUUUCUACUACAGGCCAUCUUAACCAGUACCUAAUUAUGAUUGCUCGGCGAGGGUGCAUAUCUCCAAGUAUUGAGAAACUGCUUUUUUGGUUUCAUAGUAUCUAUAUAGAGCAUCUAAGAACACAAUCUGCUGUACUCAGUAUGUCUUACAUGAACAAAGUUAUGGUUGCAGUGUGCUAUGCGAUUAUACACCUGUAUGGGAUAUUAUUCAAGAGUACGGUUUAGAAAUUGUUUGGAUCAAGGAGUCUUAAUACAGUUUCAAGAUUUCAUUUUAUAACCCCUAGAUGGUUAAUGUGAUUACGACUGUGAUUAAAUAUUUGGUGUUUAUUUAGCAUGAUUGCACAGAGUACAGAUUGAGAUCAGGUAGCAUAGAUACAACAAGAAUCGAACAAAUUGAUUACACUUAGCUCACAAAGGAUGAGAUGUUUCUCGAUUCCUUUGAAUCAGAUCCAUAAAUGUGUCAUGUGCCUUAAUCUAUCUACAGCAGCCUACCUGUGUCCUUCCACCUGGGUUGUAUUUGUUAGUCACCAAACGGAAAACUCACGUACACAACCUGAACUUGCCAAUGAGAAACGCUCCUUUUCCGUUUUCUGUUGCAAAACCUUCAGUAGUGUGGCCUAAUGCAGUUUCUUAACUCCUCGGGUUACCCCCAACAGCACAUAUUAUUGUUGUGGCCCCAGACAAACUGAUUCUACUCGGAGGGCUUGAUGAUUAGUUGACAAGUUUAAUCACGUGUGCUUGUCUGGGCCUCAACAAUGUGUGCUGUUUGGGGGUAUUGGAGGACUGGAGUUGGGGAAACAGUGCACUAAUAAAUACAACCCUGGGACACUCAAAUGUAACAGCUUAUUUUUCUGUCCUUCAUUUCCACGCUUUUCAUAUUUACACUACUGUAAUCCAAUGCAUCUAAUUUGUAUACAACUAUAAAUGGAUACUGUGAA
This is a messenger RNA of Oncorhynchus tshawytscha (Chinook salmon), 2481 nucleotides long. RefSeq names its product platelet-activating factor acetylhydrolase-like. The transcript is spliced from 11 exons. Gene Ontology annotation, molecular function: 1-alkyl-2-acetylglycerophosphocholine esterase activity. The coding region runs from base 172 to 1395 and encodes 407 amino acids. The record is from RefSeq and is a predicted model, not a curated record. Lineage: Eukaryota; Metazoa; Chordata; Actinopteri; Salmoniformes; Salmonidae.